AUGGCAGACACCCGCCUCAAAGGCCGCAUCGCAAUCAUCACCGGCGGCUCGUCCGGCCUGGGCGCCGCAACAGCCAUCCGCUUCGCAGAAGUCGGCGCCCGAGUCGUCGUCGCCGACCUCAAGUCCGCAGGCGUCGAGAAGAAGAUCCAAGACAAGCAUGGCGCGGAUAGUGCCACUUUCGUCAAGUGCGACGUCACGCAGGAAUCGGAUAUCGAGGCCUUGGUCAAGGAGGCGGCGAGGUGGGGUGGCCGGGUGGAUAUCGCUUGCAACUAUGCUGGUAUCGCCGUCGAGACGGGCCAGGGCAUGAAUAAGCGCGCCCAUGAAGUCAGCUCCAACGAUUACGACCGCUUGUAUGCCGUCAACGAGCGAGGCGUCUGGUUGAGCUGCAAGUAUCAAUUGGCGCAGAUGCUUUCGCAGGAGCCGCGGGAGCCGAAUGGCCGGGGUGAGAGGACGAAAGGGUGGAUCCUCAACGCUGCUAGCAUGCUUGGACUCGUUGCGUAUCCUUAUGUGAGCUGCUACGUUCCGGCCAAGCAUGCCGUCGUAGGCAUGACGAAGCAGAUGGCCAUCGACUACGCCCAGGACCGCAUUCAUGUGAACUGCCUGUGUCCUGGCUUUAUCGAGAGUCCUAUGAUUGCUGCUCUUACCGCCGACCCGGCGACGCGAGAUGCCCUUGCUGCUCAGCAUCCGUGGAACGCAUUGGGGAGGCCGGAGGAUAUCGCCGAUGCGGCUGUGUUCUUGUGCAGUGAUGAGGCGGCGUUCGUGACAGGCCACAGCAUGAUCAUCGACGGAGGUUAUACGUGUCAAUGA
Neohortaea acidophila is the source of this 807-nucleotide messenger RNA. Its product is annotated as putative oxidoreductase. Lineage: Eukaryota; Fungi; Ascomycota; Dothideomycetes; Mycosphaerellales; Teratosphaeriaceae. The coding region runs from base 1 to 807 and encodes 268 amino acids. The record is from RefSeq and is a predicted model, not a curated record. The transcript is spliced from 4 exons.